UGUGAGAAUAUAGAUUUCGAAAUAAUCUUUUGCAAACAGGCCUUCCACAGGGAGCUGUCACAAGCUGCACUCUUACAGGCCUUCCACAGGGAGCUGUCACAAGCUGCACUCUUUUUUCCACAGGGAGCUGUCACAACCUGCACUCUUUUCAAUGUUGACAGGGAGCUGUCACAAGCUGCACUCUUUUCAAUGUCUUCAUCGAUAUACAAACAGUCACGGGCAUCAAGUACUUACUUUAUGCAGACAAUCUUGUUCUAUGUGCGACAACAAUGGAAUGGCUAUCAACACCACGAAAACUGCAUUCCAAACAUUUUCACUGGCCCGCCACUGCAUAAAUCCGCAUUUACGGUACAAGGAUACUUCUCCAGAAAAACCAACGAGUUCACUUAUCUCGGAAUGACGUUUGACACAAAGCUAACAUGGGAAAGCCACGCUGCUAAAGUGGCAGAACGAGUUUCCAAAAGACUGAACGUACUGAAGCGUCUCGCUGGUAGCAUAUGGAGAUGUGCACGCUCAACCCUAAAUACCAUUUACAAGAUGUUUGUUCAACCAAUAAUGCUGUCUUGCUAUGUGCCACUCACUACAGCCUCUGAGGUGAUUCGCAAACCACUAGAGAAUGCGCACAACCAGGCAUUGCGACUAAUUACUGGAGGGAUAAAAUCAACACCCAAAUUACGACCAAUUACUGGAGGGAUAAAAUCAACACCCAUUGAGCCAAUGCUCUAG
This is a messenger RNA of Rodentolepis nana, 726 nucleotides long. Lineage: Eukaryota; Metazoa; Platyhelminthes; Cestoda; Cyclophyllidea; Hymenolepididae. The record is from the annotation of a GenBank genome assembly.